CCACAAAGCCAACCAGAGAUCCUAAGACGUUUGGGCUGGCCAUCCACUCAUAAACUCUUGGAGAUGAGGAAUCCGGGGACACCUUUCAAUUUCUUACUAUGUGCUCUCCUUUCCCUACUCAUCCUCCAAUCGAGUUUCUCGGCAUCUCACAUAGUUGGAGCCGAGAAGUAUUUUGACUAUGAUGAAGAUAGUGAAUUUGGGCCUCAACACUGGGGAGAUCUGGAUCCGGAUUGGGCAACUUGUAAAGAUGGAAAAAGCCAAUCACCAAUAAAUAUAACUCAUAAGAAUAUUGAAGUGAAUUUGAGUCUGGGAAGCUUGAUGACAAGUUACCACAGCACUUUUGCAAUUAUGCAAAAUAGGGGCUAUGACAUAAUGAUUAACUGGACAGAAGGCGCAACACCUGGUGCAGGAUCUCUUUUGAUUGAUGGCAAGGACUAUGUUCUUCAACAAUGUCAUUGGCACUCACCCUCUGAGCAUAAAUUUUUUGAUGAGGGGUAUCCUCUGGAGUUGCAUAUGGUUCACAUAAGUUCAGAUGGAAGCAUAGCUGUGAUUGGCAUCUUGUACCAACAUGGCUCCCCUGAUCCCUUCCUUUCAGAGCUGUGGAAGUACUUGGAGUGUCUAAUAAGGAAGCAGAAAGAUGAGGUUGUUGUGGGAUAUUUAUCUCCGCCACCAAUAGAGAAUCGAGCUCCUUAUUAUAGAUACUCUGGCUCUCUAACCACUCCACCCUGCACUGAAAAUGUUACUUGGAUCCUACUACGAGAGGUGAGGACUGUAUCAGAAGGACAAGUAUACCAGCUAAGGGAAGCUGUACAUGGUGACAAUGCAAGACCAAUUCAACCAAUCAACGGACGCAAAGUGUACUUGUACAAACCAUGGAUACACGAAGAUCAUGCGAGUUCCUAAUGCUACAUAAGUACUUUGAUGGGAAAAUCUUAUUCCAAAUAGCAAAUAAAAUAGCCAAGAGUUUAGCGUACUUUGCUGCUCUGCUUUUAUAAUCUGAAAUAAGGUGUUGUGGCCCUAUGUUGAAGGCCAGCCGCUUAAAUAAACAUUUCAGUAUGUGGUACAUAGUAAUCGUAAUGCAAUGUGUUCUCUUUUCUUGUAUCAGCUAUUUCUUUCUUAUGCGCUAGUUUGUAACCUUUGAUGUCAUCAGAACGAUCGUUGUUUACUGUAAAAUAAAUGAUUUGCUAUUUGGUGAACAAUGACUUGCACAAACGAUGUCAUCAUAUUUUACUAGUUAUAAUGCGCAUGUCUAUGUAUGUGUGUAUCAAAUAAAAUAUCAUAAUAGUUUCGUGUA
Messenger RNA from Phoenix dactylifera (date palm), 1294 nucleotides. Its product is annotated as alpha carbonic anhydrase 7-like. Gene Ontology annotation, molecular function: carbonate dehydratase activity; zinc ion binding. The record is from RefSeq and is a predicted model, not a curated record. Gene Ontology annotation, biological process: one-carbon metabolic process. Lineage: Eukaryota; Viridiplantae; Streptophyta; Magnoliopsida; Arecales; Arecaceae.